CAGAGCAUUACGGAAGUGAACGAGGCGACGAGACCGGACAUAACAGAAACCCAAAUAACUUGUUGUGUUCGUUCGACUGUAACUUCCAGAUAAUCUAUCGUCAUGCUGGGAGGAGGGUUCAAAGCAGAGAGGCUAAGAGUUAACCUCCGGCUGGUCAUCAACCGACUCAAACUGCUUGAGAAAAAGAAAACCGAGCUUGCUCAAAAGGCGAGGAAAGAGAUCGCAGAUUACUUGUCAUCGGGAAAGGAUGAGCGGGCACGGAUCCGUGUGGAGCACAUCAUCAGAGAAGACUAUCUGGUGGAAGCCAUGGAGAUCCUGGAGCUUUACUGUGACCUGCUGCUUGCUCGCUUUGGCCUCAUUCAGACCAUGAAGGACCUGGACCCAGGCUUGCAGGAAGCAGUAUCCACUCUCAUCUGGGCAGCGCCUCAUCUCCAGUCAGAGGUGUCUGAACUAAAAAUUGUGUCAGACCAGCUCCAUGCAAAAUAUAGCAAGGAGUACGGCAAGCUGUGCAGGACAAACCAGAUUGGCACAGUCAACGAUAGGCUGAUGCACAAACUGAGUGUGGAGGCACCUCCCAAGAUCUUGGUGGAACGUUACUUGAUAGAGAUCGCAAAGAACUAUAAUGUGCCGUAUGAACCAGACGCCAUGGUCCGGCCCGAGGUGUGUCCUGGAGAGGAAGCAGACCUGAUUGACGUGAACAAUGACAAGAAAUCUGGAGGAGGUGGAGGUGGUGGAGGUUUCCACGCUGGUGCUAUGCCUAUGCCCAUGCAUAUGCCCAUGCCCAUGCCAACAGCUUUCAACUAUCCACCUCCCAAUGGAGCCGAACCGUUUAAUGUUGGAACCUACAACAACUUCCAGCACCCCAUGGGAGGAGGGCAGCCCCCUCAGCUGCCCACUUCUCCCCCCACAUACGAGUCUAUUGAUGACAUAAAUGAAAUACCUUCUGUUCCUUCGCAGGCAGUAGGUCCCGGCCCGUCAUCUAAGCCAUUUGACAACUCUCUGCCAGAACUCCCGUCUGUUCCCGACACACUCCCCACCUCCUCGUUCGGCGGGAACACCACCUCCUCGGAUGACAUCGACUUUGACAAUUUGACAAGGCGGUUUGAGGAGCUGAAGAAGAAGACCUAAUUGCUUUAUCCCUGGUCUAUACACUCACACAUAUACAGACACACAGGCCCAUGUCGUCACUACGCAGCUCAGAUGUAGGAAAUGGAAUCAGAUUUGGAUAGUUCUCCUCCUCUUUCCACGGUGAAGUAAUCUUUCAUAGAUAUUAAACAUACAUGUAUUCUUACCUCAUUUGUAGAAAUAUGACCAGCUUACUGAGGGUGUGGUUGCUCACUCAACCUUAACAGUUGACAGAAAGCUAAUAUCUGUUGAGUACCACAGGUUUUAAUUUCUUAAUGUAUGGCACUAUAGUCCCUCAUAUAAGGUCAUACUGGCUUGGCUUUUAAUUUUUCCCAUGUGUCUGUGAGUGAUUUUCUGCAUAACCAAACGUAGAUUUUAAUUCUUUCUUUACCUGGGGUUUUGGGUCGGACAAAUAUUUACAAACAUGCCUUGAUUCUACUUUGUACAUGCUGUGUUGCUGUGAUCUUUGCCACUGUGGCACUCAGUCUUGUCUCAGAUUAGUCAAACAAGCCCGACUGGCUGCACCAGCUUAGUGGAGAACUGGCACUUACAUAGUUUCACACAAACAAAGGCACUAGAUUGUUUCCGAGGCGAGGCUCCCACCAGAUCUUUUUCAUGACGUUAUCGGAACAGCUAGAACCCAUGUUUUCAAUAUCUCGUGCAGUCAUGCAGCUAUGUCACUGUGGAAAGGACAAUUUGUAACACUCCUUACACUUCAAGGUGUAUUUAUAUCAGAAAAAGGGUUUGUGAGGAAAAGCUCAUGGUGACAUAUCUUACAGCAGAGGUGUGGCACAGAUGUGUGUGAUAUAAAGUGGUAAAACCAGUGUAUGGAAAUAUGUAAUAUAAUACAUUUACAACAGAUAUAUCUAGACCUAUUUAGACGAAUGAUUGAACUGUACAGCAAAAAGAUUUUGGUUGUAGGGAGUUGAUCAAUAUUUGACAAAUCUGUUUUAUAUACACUAUCUCCAAAUAAAGUUUUCUUUUUUUGCCCUUUUGAUUGUCAGUUUUACCAAAUACCUGCAGUCUCUUAUCAAUAAAGAACUUAAUUUACAAGCAAAGUGUGUGCAGACAAAGGCAGUUGCACAACAACCUGAUUUGAUAAGAUGUAAAUAUUGACCCCAGAGCUACGAGGUUCGUGUUCUCCUCUGUGCUUGUGUGUGCAUGAGUCUUCUAGUGUAUAUCCACACAUUUGCCUUAGUUACCAUCUCUCAUCAGAGGCCUUGCCAGUCUAUAUUAGGAUUAUGCAUUUGUUUUCCAUCAAGACUGGGUCCAUGUUACCUGCAUUGAGUCUCAGUUGAUUAGAUUACACUUCACUUUGUUUGCUUUACCUGUCGGCAUUUCUUUUUAUUUGAAAUUUGUUGGAUGAAAAAACAACCCAUCUGUAGUGGCAGUAGAGGUGGAUGUUUCCAUUUUUUUCGUGGAGAAAUAAAGGGGGUUUUGUUGUCAUACAGACGUGACGCGUUGCUGCAACCUAACCGCACCCAGCUCUGCUCGCAUAGCAAAUGGACGGUGGCCUUGAAUAAAAUGAUUCAGCAAUCUCUGGAAAGCACGGUGAAAAGCUUUCCAGCUGGGUGAUAGACAGGUUUUAUUGAUGUGUUAUAACUGUGUAAAUAGAGAGAGAUUAACACUACAGAACUGUGAUCUGCUCACUGUCCUUUCUAUGGAGGACUGUUCUUUCAUGCUAAACCUUGAGACACACAAUUGUGUCUACUUGCAAAAAACAUUUUUUUCCACUGUAUACUGAAACAAUGAUUUAAUAAAAGACUAUUUGGAA
Molecule: messenger RNA, 2899 nt
Organism: Chelmon rostratus (copperband butterflyfish)
Lineage: Eukaryota; Metazoa; Chordata; Actinopteri; Chaetodontiformes; Chaetodontidae
Gene: ist1
Product: IST1 factor associated with ESCRT-III
Exons: 10
Coding region: 103-1128 (341 amino acids)
Biological process (GO): protein transport
Source: RefSeq, a predicted model, not a curated record